AUGGAUCAAUCAUCAUCACCAUCAAUUACAAGAGGCAUACUCACCCUUUACCCAGACCUCAUUGAAUACAUUACAAGCAUCUUGCCAGAUGCCGACAGACAUAAUCUGGGCCGAACAUGUCGAUAUUUAAGCUUGCUAAUCCCACACCAGACCUGUGCAGUUCUGUCACCUGAUAUCCAUAACAUCGCUGCCUUCAGAAACCUUGCAAACGACUCGAUUCGCCGGAAGGAAGUCACAACAAUUGUCUACGACGAUGCACGCUUAUACAGGCCUUCGACAGACGACCAUUAUCACGGUGUCCCCGCCGUGCCUCCUGAGGAUACCCACGAUCUCGAUAUUGGCGACGAGACUGGGGUUCCAUCCUGGUACCGCAAAGGCUAUCGUAUAAGCUUGAGGUUUAUAAAGGCGUAUGGCCAUAGCCAACAACAGCGUUUCGAAGUAGCCCAGAGAUUUCUGAAUCCUUUGAGCCCGAGAGAGUCAUACGAGAUAUACCAAAAUUUGGGCGCCCAGCAAGACCACGUCAUUGCCACAGGCUUAGACAUUGUUACUCUAAGAGAAGGACUCGACAAAUUCCCGAAUUUGCGUAGGGUGAUAUUGACACCUGCAGCUCACGGAACGCCCGUUAAACCUUUAUUCUAUACGCCCAUGAUUAACCGCCUGCCUCGUGAACUGAUCUAG
This is a messenger RNA of Fusarium sp. VM40, 678 nucleotides long. The record is from the annotation of a GenBank genome assembly. Lineage: Eukaryota; Fungi; Ascomycota; Sordariomycetes; Hypocreales; Nectriaceae.